This is a messenger RNA of Megalobrama amblycephala (Wuchang bream), 1670 nucleotides long. It is a transcript of the gene ptgr1.2, whose product is annotated as prostaglandin reductase 1, tandem duplicate 2. The record is from RefSeq and is a predicted model, not a curated record. Lineage: Eukaryota; Metazoa; Chordata; Actinopteri; Cypriniformes; Xenocyprididae. Bases 434 to 1438 code for a protein of 334 amino acids. Gene Ontology annotation, cellular component: cytoplasm. Gene Ontology annotation, biological process: prostaglandin metabolic process. Gene Ontology annotation, molecular function: 15-oxoprostaglandin 13-reductase [NAD(P)+] activity; 2-alkenal reductase [NAD(P)H] activity. The transcript has 8 exons.
GAGAGCAUCUCCUGGGAAAGGAAAGAUUCAUGUAUUUCAUCCAGGACAAAAUUUUAGUAGCUUUUGUGUUGCAUGUAUGUUGAUUAAGAAUGCAUUUUUAAAUACAUUUUAGAAUGACAGACUUCAUUUUAAUGGUAAAUAUGUAAUAACAUUGAUUUGAUGAUUUUAUUGAUAUGCAGUGUCAUAGUUAUGAGCUAAUUUCAAAGUCAUGCUUACUGUGCAACUUGGAGUCAGGUGAGACAUACAGUACCUUACCCAUUAAUAAAAGUAUAAAGGUUACAAGAAUUUGCAACGUCACGUCAAUUUAUGUAUUUAUGUCAAUAAAGACAUUUUAUGUAAGAGUCAUUGUCAUCACUCCAAUAAAAGCAGGUGCUGUUCUCUCUUCCAGCUUCCAGUUUGAAAACUGUGCCUAUGCAGCUUUUAACAUACAAUCAUGGCUAAAGCAAAGAUGUGGAUCCUCAAAAAACACUUUGAGGGCUUUCCUAAGGAAAGUAACUUUGAACUGAGAGAAGAAGUUCUGCCAGAGCUUCAAGAUGGAGACGUGCUUGUGGAGGCGAUUUAUUUCAGUGUUGAUCCAUAUAUGAGAUCUCUGAGUAAAAUGUGGCAAAAAGAGGGGGAUGUGCAGUAUGGAACUCAGCUGGCAAAGGUACUGAAGAGCAAGGACCCAGCAUUUCCUGAGGGAUGUUACGUGGUUGCUGAUUGUGGGUGGAGGACUCACACUGUAACCAAAGCGAAGGGUCCAGCCGGGCCCAUCUUGACCCGGAUAGUAUCUGAAUGGCCCAGUGACAUCCCAAUGUCCCUGGCCCUUGGUUCCUUAGGGAUGCCUGGUUUAACAGCUCUGUAUGGCCUGGAAGAGGUGUGUAAGAUACAGCCUGGUGAGACGGUUCUGGUGAGUGCAGCAGCAGGUGCUGUAGGUGCAAUGGUGGGUCAAAUCUGCAAGAUCAAAGGCUGCAAGGUGGUGGGAUCAGCAGGAGGUGAUGACAAGGUGGCGUACCUGAAGGAGCUGGGCUUUGACCAGGCCUUUAACUAUAAGACUGUCCCCUCACUGGAGGAAGCGCUGAAGAAAGCUUCACCUGAAGGAUACGACUGCUACUUUGAGAAUGUGGGAGGGUCCUUCUUUACAGCAGCACUGAAAAACAUGAAGCCAGGUGGUCGUAUCGCUGUCUGCGGUGCAAUAGCCACAUACAAUGACACAACACCUCAGAUGUGUCCUUAUCCUCACCAUGAAAUUAUAACACGGCAACUGAUGGUAGAAGGUUUUAUGGUGAGAAGAUGGAGACACAAAGAUGAAGAAUCUGUCAAGAGAAUGCUUAAAUGGAUGAAAGAGGGCAAGCUGAAGACGAAAGAAGUGGUCACUGUUGGCUUCGAAAACAUGCCGACUGCCUUCAUGAAAAUGCUGAAGGGCGAUGGACUUGGGAAGGCUAUUGUUAAAGUCUGAAGAAAUGCAUAUGAUGUCUUUUUUAAAUGAAUAAUUUGCCUAUUAAUAUACACAUAAAAUACAGUGUAGACACAUAUCUAACACCUAAGUGUAGUCUGUGUCUAAAUAGUCCUGGGAACCAAAUUAAACCCAUUACUUGUCUACUAAGUGCUUUUUGUAGUAGAAACUAUGUUACAACAAGUGUUAUUAUAUUAACUGUCUGCAAUAUGUUUACAAAUAAAGCCAUGUAAAG